This is a messenger RNA of Mytilus californianus (California mussel), 676 nucleotides long. Its product is annotated as paired box protein Pax-6-like. Gene Ontology annotation, biological process: regulation of transcription by RNA polymerase II. Gene Ontology annotation, molecular function: RNA polymerase II transcription regulatory region sequence-specific DNA binding; DNA-binding transcription factor activity, RNA polymerase II-specific. The record is from RefSeq and is a predicted model, not a curated record. NCBI's taxonomy places the organism in Eukaryota, Metazoa, Mollusca, Bivalvia, Mytilida, Mytilidae. The transcript has 4 exons. The coding region runs from base 119 to 586 and encodes 155 amino acids.
UGGAAAGAGAAAACAACGUCGUUAUAGAACAACUUUUACAAGUUUCCAACUAGAGGAGCUGGAGAAAGCUUUCCACAAAACACAUUAUCCUGAUGUGUUUUACAGAGAAGAGCUAGCCAUGAAGAUAGAUCUUACAGAGGCCAGGGUCCAGGUUUGGUUUCAAAACAGGAGAGCAAAAUGGCGAAAACACCAAAAACUACUCGAAAGAGACCAGGGAUUAAACCAGUCAGCAAUGCCAACAACAAGAAAAGCAGAAAGGUCAGCGGUUAUUCGUGGCAAUACUGCCUCUACUCUUACUCAGCUUUCAAAUGUGCCACCGCUGCCGCUUUCUGGGAUGUAUUUCCAUGGGAAUAUGGAAUGGUCGAGGUCAUUUGGCAGUAGUUUAACAAACCAAAUGCCUUCUUAUCUCCAUGGUGGCUUUAGGUAUGACAGACGACAACCCCAAAAUGGAGGUGUCUCACUACCUCAGUGUAAUGACUUUCAAUAUUCGGCAGCUAACAGGGGUUUAGAUGGACUGUCUCCUACACAAGGAUUAACACAGCUUAGACUAAGAGCUAAAGAACAUUCAAUAACCAUGACACAAUAGAAUGGCAUUUAUACGAUUAGUUAGCAGGACCAGAUAGCUCACUACACGACGUUAAACUUUGGAGGCAUUCAAUAAACAACUGCAUGUUUA